UCCUGGAGCCUGGAGCCAGCAAGGCUAGCUCAAGCUCAUCCACGAGGCAGAGAAAUGCCAAGUGUGCUAAACAUUUGAAAAUGGGCCCAGUGCCUGCUGCCCAGGAUCAGGGCACUAACAGAUGCCCAGACAGCUCCAACCAGGACCAACCAGAAGAAUCCAGCCCAGGAAGCGGUCCCAGACUGGAGGCAAUGAGAAUGGCCCAUGGAGUGAAGCUUGUGUGUUACGUUGGUUCCGAACGGGUGAUCUACCUCCUGGGGGCCGUGAGCUACGGCCAGGCAGUGGGGCAGCUACCUCCAAAGCUGGAGGUUCUGGAGGACAUGAUGGAGGCCUACUCAGCCUCAUCUGCCCAGAGGCCCAGAAGGAAGAAAAGGCGCACGGCCCGGGGCCGUGUGAGGCGCCAGGUGGGGGUUCGUGUUCAGGAGGCCAGAGCUGAGUGUCUAGGGUGUGACCCAGUGGAGGCUGAAGAGGAGGAGCCUGGUGAACAAGCAGGGGACGAGGACUUAGCUCAGCUUCAGCCCCAACAGGAGAAGCCACCCCUGGAUACUGGGGUGCGGGACACCGUGGUGCGGGACACCGUGGUCCGUGCCAUGCAGGAGGCGCUGUGGAGUCGCCUUCGGGAGCACCCAGACCUGGUGCUGAGUGAGAAGGUCGUGGAGGGCAUCGCUGCUGGCAUCGAGGCAGCCCUCUUCAACCUGACACAAGCCACCAAUGGCCGCUACAAGACCAAGUACCGCAGCCUGCUGUUCAACCUGCGGGACCCCAGGAACCCGGAGCUGUUUCUCAAAGUGGUUCACGGAGACCUCACCCCCCAUGGCCUGGUGCGGAUGAGCUCAGUCCAACUGGCCCCCCAAGAACUGGCCCGCUGGCGGGACCAGGAGGAGAAGAGGGGCCUGGAGAUCAUUGAGCAGCUGCAGAAGGAGCCGUGUAGCCUCCCGGCCUCCAAGCUGACCCACAAGGGGGAAGUUGAGAUCCUGCGGGACAUUGACCAAACGCUGACCCUGGAGGACCUGGUGGGACCCAUGGUAUCCACAGACGGCGGCCCACUGGCCCUGCCCGCCACAUCGAAGGACAGCUCCCUCAAAGCAGCCAGGAGGAUGGGGGAUGAAGCUUUCGAGAAAGCCCCAAGCCAAGUCCCUGUGUCCUUUCCAGAUAUGCCCCCAAACAAGAAGAAGCCUCCAGCAGAGCACAAGGACAGGCUCCAGAUGCCUGCUGGGCCCACAAAAGCCCUGCCCAUGCAGCUGCCCUGGGAGGGGUCUCUGGACAUGUUCUGCAUCAAGCGGUUCCGGGUCAAGGCCCAGCUGAUCUCAGGACACAGCUGUCGCCUCAUCCAGGCCCUGCCGCAGGUGAUCCGCUCUGCAAGCUGCAUCGCCCCUGAUGCUGUCUGGGACUUUCUGGCCAGCAUCUGCCCAGCUGAGACCAAGGAUGUCUGCGUGGUCAGACUGUGCCCACAGAGCUCUCGGGACACCCAGAACUGCCACCUGCUCUACUCCUACCUCAACAACAAGCAGCGCCACGGCCUGGCCGCUGUGGAGCAGGUGAGGGUGGUCCUGCUGCCCCUGCCUGCCUUCCAGCCCCUGCCCUCCAGGCUGCGCCCUCUUGGAGGUCCAGGCCUGGAAGUCACUCACUCAAGCCUGUUGCUGGCUGUGCUGCUCCCCCAAACAGAGCUUCCGGCCACGGAAGGAUCUGGCGCCUUGAGGGGGAAGGUUCGCAAAACGGUCUCCUUCAACAGAAAAGUGGAGAUGAGAUGCUACCAGCCAGAGGACAAGGGACCACAUGUGGCCCUGAAGGGCUCCUCUCCCCCAGGGGCUGCUGUGCAGCAGAGCCAGGGCAAAGACAGCCUGGCUCCAAGGGGAACUUGUGCUUGGCAGAGACCACCCAGAGGCAGGGGGAGUCUGUGGAGAGAGCCUGAGACCUGGCAGGGUUCUGGGCGAGGGCCGUGGCUUGCAAAACCAGGCUGGUGCCAGUCCUGGCAUCCUUAUUCAGCAUCACCAGCUGGCCAUGACCAGCACCGCCACAGGGCUUCCUGUCCCAACCAAGCCCUGCUCCAGCAUCUCGAAUCCCUGGUGGCCAUGACGCAGCAGCUCCAAGCCUCACUGAUGUCCCCAGGGCAGGAGGAACUUUCCCAACCCCCUGCUCAGCCUCCCACAGCCCCUGGGACUCUUGGCCUUCUUUGCCAGCCCCUUGCAGCUCCAGAGCCCCCUGGCCCAGCCCUGGACUCCUCUUUGGGCCCUACAGAUGGAGCUGGCACUAAUAGUCCCCUUCCUGGAGAGACCUGACCCUCAUUACUCAUAGAAGAGGGGUUUUAAUUCCCCCACCAGUGCUGAACUCUUAAGUGUUCCAGGGAGAGCAACGGACAUAGGAG
Messenger RNA from Dama dama (fallow deer), 2365 nucleotides. RefSeq names its product SPOC domain containing 1 (gene SPOCD1). NCBI's taxonomy places the organism in Eukaryota, Metazoa, Chordata, Mammalia, Artiodactyla, Cervidae. Gene Ontology annotation, biological process: DNA-templated transcription. The record is from RefSeq and is a predicted model, not a curated record. The transcript has 14 exons. Bases 81 to 2279 code for a protein of 732 amino acids. Gene Ontology annotation, cellular component: nucleus.